Molecule: messenger RNA, 1111 nt
Organism: Gossypium arboreum
Lineage: Eukaryota; Viridiplantae; Streptophyta; Magnoliopsida; Malvales; Malvaceae
Exons: 3
Coding region: 197-841 (214 amino acids)
Cellular component (GO): plasma membrane
Source: RefSeq, a predicted model, not a curated record
AUUUAAAUUGGUUCAAUCUUGAAUCUGUACAACUGCAAUAUCAUUACUCAUGAUAUCUUUAUUUUGGUAAAGUAUUGAGAAAGUGAUUACACCAUACGGCAAUAUGGUAAACCAAAGACGGGUCAACUCCUUACUUUUGCCCACUUCUAAUUGACAACCUCCGCCAAUAGCACCACCGACGACGAGGACAGCAAAAAUGUCGAAACAGGAUUUACGACACUCCUCCGUACCCUACUCCCGUCUCUCUCCAAACCCUAACCAUCAAAACGUCGUCGUUUUACCCGUCUAUUACCCCCACCAUAACGAUAACUACCGUUGCCUCCGCCACUGCCUCGCCUUCACCUCCGUCAUCCUCCUCCUCUCUGCAGCCCUAUUCUUGCUUUACCCUUCCGAUCCAACUCUCGAACUCGCCCGACUCCAACUCAACCACGUAGGAGUUAACACGUCGCCCAAACUCACACUCGACCUCUCAUUUUCUUUGACCAUCAGGGUCCGUAACAGGGACUUUUUUUCUUUGGACUAUGAUAAGCUUGUCGUUUCGGUUGGGUAUAGAGGGAGGGAACUGGGACUGGUGAGUUCGGAAGGUGGGCGCGUCCGAGCCAGAGGGAGCUCGUACGUGAACGCCACACUCGAUUUGGACGGGUUUGAGGUUGUUCAUGAUGUAAUUUAUUUACUUUCGGAUUGGGCUAAAGGGGUUAUUCCCUUUGAUACUAAUACUAAGGUUGAUGGAGAUCUUGGUCUUUUUCUCUUCAAAAUUCCCCUCAAGGCAAAAGUGUCAUGUGAGGUGUACAUGGAUAGAAAUAACCAGUCAAUUGUUCGUCAAGACUGCUAUGCUGAGUAAUGUUGUGGACAGUGCUCCAAUAGAUGUACUAGAAGUGGGAAACAGAUUCGGAUUCUGCUGUGAUUUGGUUUCUCUUUGAUGAUACUGUACAUGUAAUGUAAAUGAACAUAGUUUAGUUCAGGCCCCAAAGUACACUUAUGUGCAUUCCACUAGUAAGUACAUAUAACUAGCAGUUGUAAAAGCAUGAUUGGAUGAAAUGGUAUAUUUAGCUAAGUUUUCUGCAGCUUACCUUAUAAUUAUAUAAAUAUUGAGAUGCAAUUGAAUUUAGAA